AUGCCCAACGCUGUGGCCGAGGCGGUCACCAUCACUGAUCCCACACGUCCCACGCAAACAAGCGUUAAUGCCGCAAAUCUUCACUUUGGUUCCGUUGGGGACCUCUAUGUCCAUGUCCCUUCCAAGGACGAAAGCCCUGUGUCUUCGAAUUUAGGUUCACAUGGUCAUGGAGCUGUGUCCUUCGCUACCAACGGCCCCCACCAACAUGGUGUAUUCUCCGCGCAGCCGCAUCAUCCCUGGCACGAGGCCGCUAUGCGAAAUGCCGGGGUGAAUGUUGCGAAUCACACCCAGGAUCAGCAUCGCACUGCAGAGGUACUGAAAGUCAACAGCGACACGCACAUGAGUGAGGACCCUGUCUCCGCCGACCAUACUGUUGAACCUGCGCGAGUUCCCGCACCCCACCCUUCGGUUCCUCCUCAUUGUCUUGUGCCAUAUUCCCGAUCAGAUGGCAAUCCUUCCACCAUUAACCAAGUCCCGAAAGCCGACUUCAUCCCUGGCCGCACUGCUGGAGACAACACUCGCGUGAUGGAGGCUGACGACGAUGUUAUAGAAUUAACUUCCUCGAGCGAGGACGACGGCGCGAAGCCUUUACAGCGCGGAGACAGCGUAUACCAAGGUCGAGCCACCCGAAGUCGGAUCAAAUCCGGCGCGACCGCUCCGCGCCCCGCACGAACCAGGAAAAUGACCGAGAAGGCAGCCAUUGCUGCCGCGCUCAAUGCCGACUCGUCUAAUACUGCACAUCAGCCAUCGUCCUCCACCACAUCUCGACUUCGACCUCGACCCCGACCCCGUGCUCGAAAGACACCCAAGUCCAAGGUUUUAGUUUCUUCCGAAGACGAUGAAACUAUACCGGCUACUCUCUCUACUUUGCCUGUCGCCGGCACUCCGCCUGCGGAUGUCGCUUCGUCUAUCGAGCGCACAGCGCUCUUGCCAUCUGCAUUGUCUAACGGCUCGCCUGAUAGGAAACGAGGGCGGGGUGAUGGCUUGGAUUCUCCGCCCAACGGGGAGGAAGACACACGCCCAACCAAAAAACCUUCGGUGGAAGAAGACAGCGAUCUCAUAUCUUCAAGUGAUCUCCCAGAACUGGCUUCAAUUUUGGGUGGUUUGGUUACCCGGGACAAGAAGUCGAAAGAGGCCAAGAAGAUACUGAUGAAAAAACUGAAUGGUCUCUAUCGAUCCUCGAAGCGUUGGAGAACAGGAUUUCUUGAUCUCGAAGCAGAAGAGGACGACUCCCUCGACCCCGUUGAGAAUGUGCUGGCCGACGAGGAACGAGGUGACCGCUGUGACGACGAAGACGUUACUGCCGACGCCGGUGAGGGAGGACCGGAUGAGUACGAUUUAAACGACCCUUUCAUUGACGACUCGGAACUCAUGGAAAAACCCAAACGCCGUGGAAAGUCACGCAAGAAUUCGACCCUGGCUACCCAUGAAGGCGACACUGCGAAAGACAGCGAGCAUGUAGACAUUGACGCGCCUAUGCCGGGCUUCGAACUUGAGGAUUUCGCCCGUCAGCGUGCUGAAGAAGUCGGACGACAGAUCGAAGAGGAUCGCCACAUCGCGACUGCCAUUGCUCGCAAUGCUGCUUUUCGCGAGGCUGCCCAAUCUGCUGAGGUGAUGAUGGACGUGGAAGGGUUACCCAAUACGGGGCCGCGCCGUUCGACAGCAGAAGACCAAUAUGGGGUCGAAUAUUACCGUCGUCAGCUUGAGGAGGCUAUCCGCCGCAGCCGCGAAUCUUCUGCUCAAUCGCUCUGGCAAUCGACACAGCGUUCACCAAAUGACGAUGCUAUUGGCCCUGGAGAGGCCACCGCAAAAACGACUGCGCUUGCUGGUCCCAUUCCUUCCACACCGUCCGCUUCGUCUCACUUUUCGUCGUCCGGUGGAACCCUCCACCCUCUUUCUACUCCACCUCCUAACACUCCCCUUUCCAACCAUCUCGCCUCCGUCCCUCACACUCCGUCCCCUUCAAGUUCCGGUUGGGAUCAUCGUUUAUCGUUACAGACUCCUAUUACGAAGCAGCUGCCCACGCCCCCUUUCACAGCCAACGCUGGCGGUUCAAGUACUCCCUCCCCGACCAAGGCGAAACCUCGACCUGCAAUCGAAAGCGCUUCACCUUCGACCAGUGGGGAUAUUUCUUCGGCACCGUCAGCGUCUCAGAAGACCGGGUACACGGUUCCUCGUCGUCGCUUUGGUAACAUGGGAAACGUUGACGGAACGCGAGCAGAGGACGUGUCUUCGAACGGCGCCCCGAGGAUGCGAUUUACAUUCCCUGAAAGAGAUGAAGUAAACGACCCGGCGUUACAGGAUGAACUCCUGGCUCGCUAUUACGAACAUCUUCCGCGAUUGAGGUGA
Molecule: messenger RNA, 2349 nt
Organism: Coprinopsis cinerea okayama7#130
Lineage: Eukaryota; Fungi; Basidiomycota; Agaricomycetes; Agaricales; Psathyrellaceae
Exons: 17
Coding region: 1-2349 (782 amino acids)
Source: RefSeq, a predicted model, not a curated record